Molecule: messenger RNA, 743 nt
Organism: Pisolithus orientalis
Lineage: Eukaryota; Fungi; Basidiomycota; Agaricomycetes; Boletales; Pisolithaceae
Exons: 3
Coding region: 157-657 (166 amino acids)
Source: RefSeq, a predicted model, not a curated record
ACGAUUCGCUGACGAUGACUGAUUCCUAUUGCAGUGUCUAACACGGUAUCCUCUGCUCAUCCCGCAAGUUCUGCAGUAUAUCAACCCACCCACAUCAUCACCCGACCUGUUUUAGGUACUAGGAUUGACGCCGUCUCUUCUCACAGCGCAUGCGGAAUGGGAGUUAACAGGACAUGCGCUGGUGUUUGCGGAAUAUAUAUAUUAGAAGAGGUGAAUGAGACAAUACGAGAUCAGGAGAGCCGGGCGAGGGUUAGUGAGGUGAGCAACCAGCUAAGGAUGGGCAAGGGUCGUCUUGACCUUACGCUUCCGAAUCACCGCCUAGGUCCUCGAAAACUCCUCAAAAAAGGCGCGCUGACGAAAGCAAAAUGGAGGCGUAAGCUAGGCGUACUACUUUGGAGCGAUGUUCUCUUACUUUUCAACGAGAACGGCAGCGGAGGGUUACACCGCGUGCCUCUCCUCGUUCACGAACUCGAAAUCCAUCCCUCACGUAACCACACACGCCCUAAUGAUGCUCACAUUCGCAUCCACCAUGCCUAUCUGCGGUGCAGGGAGGCCCUCGUACCACGUGCUUCGAACAUCCGCAAAGCACGUACAUGGACAGAAGCAAUCUCAGGUAACUGCGAAGACAAGGGAGGGGACCAAGGUGGGCGUCGGUGAUUCCGGGUAGGAUUUGGACCCCCCAUUGUUAGUGUGGGGAUGGAGUUGCAGGUGCGGGGACGCCUCGGGCGAGUGCGCAUAUUGGC